Messenger RNA from Pleuronectes platessa (European plaice), 2359 nucleotides. Its product is annotated as proteinase-activated receptor 2. The transcript has 3 exons. Gene Ontology annotation, cellular component: membrane. Gene Ontology annotation, molecular function: thrombin-activated receptor activity. The coding region runs from base 1154 to 2353 and encodes 399 amino acids. The record is from RefSeq and is a predicted model, not a curated record. Gene Ontology annotation, biological process: thrombin-activated receptor signaling pathway; phospholipase C-activating G protein-coupled receptor signaling pathway; blood coagulation. NCBI's taxonomy places the organism in Eukaryota, Metazoa, Chordata, Actinopteri, Pleuronectiformes, Pleuronectidae.
UCAUGGAUUUAACUCGGUGCUUGUUGUUCGUGUCAAUGUUUUGCUGCUGUGUUUCUGUCACCUCAGCUUCGGUCGAAGAUCUGGGGUUCAUCGCGUAUGAGGUCACUGAAAACCCUGGACAAGCUUAUGUGGACAACGCGAAGUUAAAGAGUAACCUCACCAGUCUUUCUCCAAAUCAUCUACUGUAUCUGAGUAUAUAUAAAUAUGGUCUUAUCUCAGGAGAAAAUAUGAAAAUGUUAUCUUGGAUUAUUUAAAAUCAAAUCAAAUGCUUAUAAACACGGACAAGUACAGAAUGUUUUGACGGGGACAUUGUUUCUAACACUGGGUUGUGGUGAACUCCCAAACAGACAGGAAUGUCGGGAAAUGUAGGCCUUUCUAACUGCACAUGUAUUUAUAUCUGGGUUUCGGACUGAUGCUCAUAGAAGACAAGACAUUGGAUAAGGUCACUUUUGACUUGACGAGAAAGCGAUGGACAUUUGUCACUAUUUUCUAAUGUUUACUAAAAGUAUCAAUUUGUUGUUUUCUUGUAGCCUGUUAGAAUAUAAAUAAAAGUGUCAAUCACAAAGCCCAAGGUGACUUCUUCAAAUAACUGGUCCUGUCUCAGUAUCUGUACAAUCAUUUUACACAGACAAAAACAGCAAAUCCUCACAUUUGAGAAGCUUUAUUCAGAAGAUAUCUCAUAUAUUUUUUGUUUGGUAAACUAUUGCAGUGCUUGACCUAAACCUGCCUCUUCUGAAUGGGCUGUUCCCUUGUCCUUUGUUAAUGCUCUAGAGAUACUGCAGAAGUGUUCCUUGUCAUUAGUGAGUCCUCCUCAAACAGUUCUACAAUAUACUGUGUGCAGAGCUUUUUAUUAACAGUCUAUGGUGCAGAGUGAAGUUAGAAAACAUUGUGUUCAUCCUCCCUGGUUUAUCUGGAAAUUAAGAGUUUAUAUCAGAUUUUUUGGGGGCAUAAAAUGUAACUGAAUUUGCUUUAUUACUGUUCAUGUGAGUAGUAAUGAAUAAGUUGAAGGUUUUACUUAACUGGUGCUAUUUCUCAUCUAUGUCAGCUAUAUCAGGGGUGAGAUAAGCAGACAGGUAGAUUUAUUAAAUGAUAAUUAUCUAAACUGUUUACAAUUAAUAUUUUCUCCAUCAACCAAUCAGUAACCAUAUCUGUUAUGAAGUAUUAUUUUUUAGAUGAUUCAUGGAAUCGGGGGUAUCCCGCGUAUGAGGUCACUGAAAACCCUGGACAAGCUGAUGUGCACAACGCGACGUUGAAGAAUACCACCAAAGGACAGGGGUACUUAGGGGUUGAUGUCCCAAAAAACCUUAGACAAGGUUUUGUGAACCGCGCCACUGCAGAGACGUUGAUGGGUAAACUAACCACAGUCUUUCUCCCAAUCGUUUGCAUCAUCGUAUUUAUUGUGGGACUUCCUGCCAACGGCAUGGCACUCUGGGUCUUUCUCUUCAGGACCAAAAAGAAGCACCCGUCAUCAAUUUACAUGGCCAACCUGGGACUGGCUGCCCUCUUCUUUGUCAUUUGGACGCCCCUAAAAAUCACCUACCACUUAAACGGCAACAACUGGACCUAUGGAGAGCCGAUGUGCAAAGUCCUUGUGAGCUUCUUCUACGGGAACAUGCACUGCUCCAUUCUGUCCAUCACUUGUCUCAGUGUGCAGAGGUACUGGGUCGUGGCUCACCCUCUGUCCCAGCAGAGCAAGAGCACCAAAGUGGCUGUUGGCGUGUGUGUCUCCAUCUGGGCUUUCAUCUGGCUCACCACCACCCCUCUGUACCUGUAUGACCACACUGUCAAGCUCAAAGACCCGAACAUCACCACCUGCCAUGACGUCAACAUCAUAGAAGACCUAGAAAAUCCAUUCCCCUCUGUCCAGCUCCCGUUCUACUACUUCACCUUCAUGGCCGUCGUUGUGUUCCUCAUCCCUUGUGUAGUGAUCGUUGUGGCCUAUAUUCUGUUACUCAGAGCUCUGGGGAACAGCCUGCAGGAAAUUACGGCAGCAAAGAACCGACACAGAUCCAGGGUGUUGAUCGUGACCGUCCUGGUGACAUUCAUAGUGUGUUUCAUCCCCAGUAACAUCAUGCUGGUGGUGCAUUACACUCUUCUGAAGAAUGGAGUGAUAAAUAAUGGUUACGGCUUCUACAUCUCCACAUUAUGCCUGGCCAGUCUCAACAGCUGCCUGGACCCGUUCAUCUACUACUUUGUGUCAGAGGACUUCAGGAACCAUGUGAAGAACACUCUGCUGUGCCGCAGCAGCAGGACUGUGGAGAGGAUGAGAGUUUCAUUCAGCUCAUUGAAAAACUCCAGGAAGAGCAAGUCAAGUACGUCAGACACAGGGGACACAAAGAGCAGCACAAGUUAGCCAGAU